UCCCUGAGCCGGCACUAUCUGUAAUGUAAGUCUGUAUUAUGAUUAGUAUGUUUUAUGCUAAAAAUGUUGCUGGGUAAAGAUUUUUUUUUUUAAGACUAGAAGUAUUUUAAAAAUCAUCUUCUUAUGUGGGAACUGGGAAUAUAUCAUGGUUCCCUUUAUUCCUUUCAUUGUUUUUGGUCUUUUUUUAAUACAAAAGAGACAAUUCUCAUAUUUUUUCUCUGUUUGCUGUCUUUUUUCUCAGUGAAAAAGAAUAAAGAUUUUUUGAAGAAAAUCUCCAUGUGAACAAAAUGAAAAGACUGAAUUCUCUGAGGCUGUAUUCUUAAAUGGAUAUUACCAACAUACUGCUGGCAAGCACAGCUUCCACUGUUGGGACAAUAUCGUCGACACCACAGCUCAUCCUGAUGGGUUGUCUUAACUUAACUAGCGGAAAUGAGACUUUUCAUGGCAGGCACCCUUAUACUGUGCAGACCUCUGUGCCUUUAACCAUCCUAGUGGGCAUCCUCAUCCUGCAAACUGUGUUUGGCAAUGUCAUGGUAGUAAUUGCUGUGAUCACAAGCAGAGCCCUGAGAGCGCCUCAGAACUUGUUUUUAGUCUCUCUGGCAUGUGCGGACAUCCUGGUUGCCACCUCAGUGAUGCCUUUUUCUUUAGCCAAUGAACUGAUGGGUUACUGGUACUUUGGGAAAGUGUGGUGUGAAAUCUACCUGGCUUUGGAUGUGCUCUUCUGCACCUCGUCCAUCGUUCACCUGUGUGCCAUCAGCCUGGACAGAUACUGGUCUGUCUCUCAAGCCAUUGAGUACAACCUGAGAAGGACGCCACGCAGGAUUAAAUGCACAGUCUUCGGAGUUUGGGUACUGGCAGCUAUUAUAUCAUUCCCUCCACUUAUCACAAUGAAAAAGGACGAGGGUAAAGAGGACCGCCCCGAAUGUAAAAUUAAUGAGGAGAAAUGGUAUAUCAUAUUCUCCAGCACUGCCUCUUUCUUUGCACCAUGUGUCAUUAUGAUCAUGGUGUAUGUUAGAAUAUACCUGAUUGCCAAGAAAAGAACAAGAGCCCCGCCAGAAAGGCAGAGAGUAUUCGGCAACACAGAAGACGCAAAGUGUGGUUUGAACCCCCAGGAGAGAAAAGACGGAGAAGAGAGGGAGGAGGAAGAGGGGGAGGGCGCAGAGAUCAACGGGCUGGAUGUGGAGGAGGAACCAUCCUCGUCUGACGGGAAUGACACUAUCCUGUGUUCCCUGAAGAAGAGGAGUUGUAUGAGAACAGCCAAAGGGGCUCAGGUGAAGCCCGGGGAAACCUCUCUGAAGCCAGAGGCGCAGCCCUGCGUUGGUCCGAGCAAGUGGAAAGGGAGGCAGUACAGAGAGAGGCGCUUCACAUUUGUUCUGGCUGUGGUCAUGGGAGUGUUUGUUCUUUGCUGGUUCCCCUUUUUCUUCACGUACUCGCUCACAGCUGUGUGUGACACCUGCUGCGUCCCAGAGACACUGUUCAAAAUGUUCUUCUGGUUCGGUUACUGCAAUAGCUCACUUAACCCUGUUAUUUACACCAUAUUCAAUAAUGACUUUAGGAGGUCUUUUAAAAAGAUCCUUUGCAAAAGGGACAGGGGAACUUUAUAAAUAGGAUUUUUAUGAAUGCAUUUUAAAAUACAGCAUUUUUGGUCAUCUGUACCUAAGCUCCGUUAAGUGUAAAUAUUACACAGACAUUAAAGUAUAUUUAUGGAAUAUUUGAAAAUGUGAAAAGUAGCAUGUUUUGCCUUUGUGUACCACAUCAGCAAAUAUCUGUAAUACUAAAAUCAUGCAAGAUAUCUUAUGUGAAGUGUAUCCCAGCUAGUAUUAUAAUGUGACAACCUUUGAGUUUACAUUGUACAAUUGUGACAACAUGGAUUAUACAUUUUCUACAUGUAUUUGUAUAUUUGUAACAGUAUUCAGUCAACCUUCAUAUCUUUUUCAUGGUUUGGGUCUUAAUGCCUUUAAAGACAGACUGACAGUGUGAGUUAGACACAGAAAGACUCAGAACAAGAUAAAACGGGUUAUAGGGAAAAUAAUAGUAUGACAUGCUGCAAAUACAUCCACUAUAAAUGGCACUAGUUGGUAAACAACACGGCCAAUAAUUUCAUUAUGACUGAACUCAAUCAUCAAUUACUCUGCCAGAGAAAUGUGGAGAAACUAUGCAUGCUUUUGGACAGUUU
This is a messenger RNA of Eleginops maclovinus (Patagonian blennie), 2176 nucleotides long. RefSeq names its product alpha-2A adrenergic receptor-like. The record is from RefSeq and is a predicted model, not a curated record. NCBI's taxonomy places the organism in Eukaryota, Metazoa, Chordata, Actinopteri, Perciformes, Eleginopidae. Gene Ontology annotation, molecular function: alpha2-adrenergic receptor activity; epinephrine binding. Gene Ontology annotation, biological process: adenylate cyclase-activating adrenergic receptor signaling pathway. Bases 324 to 1604 code for a protein of 426 amino acids. The transcript has a single exon. Gene Ontology annotation, cellular component: plasma membrane.